Molecule: messenger RNA, 1046 nt
Organism: Drosophila gunungcola (fruit fly)
Lineage: Eukaryota; Metazoa; Arthropoda; Insecta; Diptera; Drosophilidae
Gene: Mst98Cb
Product: keratin-associated protein 16-1
Exons: 1
Coding region: 154-942 (262 amino acids)
Source: RefSeq, a predicted model, not a curated record
ACGUCAUGUGUGUUUAAGUAUAGCUGCCAUUUCGAAACCAGUUUCGCUUCGAUACGCUUCCAAAUUUCUCUGAUCAAAUUUUGUAUAAAAAAAAAUAAGUAAAAAAUUUAUUUUUCAGCUCCAACUUUGGUUAGUUUUUUAUAGAAUCAAACCAUGUGCUCGCCGUGCGGUCCCUGUAGUCCCUGUGAUCCUUGCUGCGGUCCCUUCGAGUGUUCGCCCAAGUGCUACAAUGCGGCCCAGUUGGAGGCACUGCCGCAAUGUGCUCCACGCAUUCCACCUCCAUUUCCCAAAUGCAUCACCGUGCAGCAGCCACCGCGAAUGAUCUGUAAGAAGCGAGUGGUUUUCACGGAGAAGAUAGUGCCGGAGCCAAUGGUGGUGAACAGAUGUCGGCAGAUCACCAUACCCAAAGUUGUGGAUGCCACGAGGGUCAUCAAGGUUCCCAAGUUGAUUUGGGUGUCUCAGAUGGUGCGAGAGCCCAGGGUCAUUUACUAUCCAUCGAUGAUCCCCGAUCCCUAUGUGGUGUGCUAUCCCAAACGGGUGUGUGAGCCCCGGGAGGUGUGCCAGUCGAUCCUGUGCCAGCCGAAGCCCCAGACCAUCGAUAUCCCGCCCCCAAGGGAGUACUGUUGCUACCCCAAUGGACCCAUCAACUACAAGCCCAGUGCCGCCUGUCCACCCUGCCCCAUUGGACCUUGUGCUCCUGGAGGACCCUGCUGUCCACUGCCCUGCUUCUCCACCAAUCAGUACCCCGUGGCCGAGGGCAGAUGUGGACCCUGCGGACCCUGUGGACCUGGAUGUGGACCUUGUGGACCUGGUUGCGGACCCUGCGGACCUGGAUGUGGACCUUGUGGGCCCGGAUACGGACCUUGCGGACCCUGUGGACCUUACGCAUGCGGUCCAUGUGGACCAGGAAACUGUGGCUUUGGUCCUUGUGGACCUUGCUAAAGGGGGCAGCAAAAAACAUAUUGUGAAGCCCCUACGUUUUGGAAGUCUGCACCCAAAUUUAUGCUAGUCUCGUAAAAUAAAGAAGUGCGUUUGAAACAAUAUUA